Clonostachys byssicola is the source of this 2346-nucleotide messenger RNA. NCBI's taxonomy places the organism in Eukaryota, Fungi, Ascomycota, Sordariomycetes, Hypocreales, Bionectriaceae. The record is from the annotation of a GenBank genome assembly.
GCAACUGGUAGUUCUGCAUCAUCUUUUGCGAUUACUGAAUCUGAACGAAGUGCUUCCGAUGCUCCUGAAGCAGGUGGCUUCCGUGUGCGUCUCAACCCUAACGAAGGAACUACUCUAAAGGGUGCUCGCUACAAGUAUGUCCAACAGAGGGCCGCUGCUGGUAUGGGGGAGAAGAUGGUCGGCGAGGCGAUGUCAUCUGACGCAGAGAGCACGCCGAUUACGCUCACUAUUCAGGGACUGUCAGCCGGUACACAUACUCUUACGACCUGGCAUAAUGCUCCUCAUAGCCUGGCUUCCACUGCCGCCUUAACCAUCUCUGUGAAAGGAAGCGACGUUGUAUCGAAUCUGGCCCAGAGCAUUCGUCAAGACAACUUGUGGGAUUCUUCAUCCUCCUAUCUAACCUUUGAUGUGGCUUCCACUACUGAGGAAGUCAAGAUAAUAUACACGCCAGACUCUGGUGGCGACAAAAGAGCAUACCUGAACGGGUUCGAGAUCGACAAAGCCGAUGUAAAGACUCAGAUUCAAUUCCCAUACCCUUUGCAUUUGGAUGAACAUGUCGACUUGGAGGGCAAGACAAGUACCAGCGUUUCAUGGAAAGCGGCCAAGUCAGCAACAUCGCCUUCCUAUAACACAUAUCUUGGAACCGAAACCGGGAAUCUCAAGCUGGUUGAAUCAGGCACCUCAACCUCUACCACGUUCUCAGGCCUGAACACCGAUGACUACUAUUACUGGCGAGUCGAUGUCGUCUCAAAUGAUAAAACGUUCAUUGGCCGAGAAAACAUGUUCCGCGUUGCACAUUUGGCUUUUCCCGGAGCAGAGGGCCACGGUCGAUUUGCACGUGGUGGAAGAGGGGGGAAAGUUAUCAAGGUGACAACCCUGGCGGAUGGGACAGAGCCUGGAACUCUCAGAUACGCCUUGUCUGUGGCUACGGGCCCACGAACUGUAAUCUUUGAUGUCGGCGGAGUCAUUACGACAACAUCUCGUCUGACUGUUAGUGAUAAGUAUGUCACAGUGGCUGCUCAAACUGCGCCUGGAAAGGGUAUUGUUAUCCAAGGAAUGCCCGUUGGCCUCAGUGGAGCAUCUGAUAACAUCUGGAGACACAUGCGAGUUAGACCUGGGAAGGUUUCUGGUGAGACCAUUGACGGUAUGGGAAUGGCUGGUAGCAAUUACGCCAUCUUUGAUCGCUGUUCUGUGGGCUGGACAAUCGACGAAAGCUUUUCGUCCCGUAGCGCCAACAACAUCACGCUGCAGAGGACUUUGAUAUCAGAGCCCCUUAAUGUGGCUGGCCAUAAGAACUACCCUCCUGGCACUGCGCACGGCUAUUCCGCUUCUGUGGGUGGCAACAUCGGAUCAUUCCACCAUAACCUUCUCGCCCACGCUGAAGGUCGAAGCUGGUCCAUGGCUGGAGGGCUGGAUGAUGCAGCCUACUUCAACGGGCGUCUCGACUUCCGAAACAAUGUCGUGUAUAAUUUCGGCCACCGAGUGACAGACGGCGGAGCACACCAAGUCAACUUUGUCAGCAACUACUACAAACCAGGACCAGCAACUAGCAGCAGCAUGACAUACGACCUGGAGGGCACCUACGAGGAUGAUGCUCCAGGUACACAGACAUAUUACUGCUCGGGCAAUUCGAUGCCUGGCGUCUUCACACAAGAUUCGACUCAGUACGUAGGUGACGGCACUGGCCAGACAUCAAACAUUGCAUGCAGAGCUGUGAUCAAGUUCAGUCCUGGACCAACCUACCAGAAAUUCUAUGACAAUGAAUUCUUCAAACCACACGUGGAGACGCAGACGUCGACUGAGGCCUACAAACGCGUGCUCUCCGACGUGGGCGCCCAACAACCAGUAUUUGACGACCACGACACUCGCAUCAUCCAGGAGACACUCAACGGAUCAUACACGUACACCGGAAGCGUAGGAAAUACAAAGGGUAUCAUCGAUGACCCGGCAGAUGCUGGCGGACUAGAGGAUUUCCCAUCUGUGACUCGGGAUUCGUCGUGGGAUAGUGACAAUGAUGGCAUCGCCGACUGGUGGGACGGAUCAACCGGAGGAGAGGGAUACACACCGCUGGAAGGAUACAUCAACUUCAUGGCUGAGCCUCACGUGUAUGUGUCGCCAUCGAAGACUGUCACGAUCAAUCUCGCUGCGCUGGCUUCAGGCUUCUCAUCCCCAUCAUUCAGUGUUUCCGGACCAACCAAAGGCUCAGUCUCACUCAACGGUUCCGAGGCGUCAUACUCAGCCGGCGCAUCCGCCGGUAUUGAUUAUGUUACAGUCGACAUCAAAGACGGCGAAGGCAGCACCUGGUCCAGGAAGGUGGGAAUCGCCAUAUACGAGGGCGCAAAUUAG